CUUCUUUUGUUUUAUCUUGUCAAUCAUCUUGUAAUUUAUUUUAAUUAUACACAUGUCUUCCAAAGAAUACAAGCAACUGUCACGUACAAACAUCGUACCAUGCAUUGUGGGAUCAUUUAUUUUGUGGAUAUCGUUUGGCAUUCGACAAAGCUUUGGACUGUUCCUGAUUCCGAUUACUCAAGAAACAGGAUGGGAUCGAGCCACGUUUUCAAUUGCAGCCGCUGUAUUACAGCUUGUGUGGGGCUUUUCACAACCAUUCUCUGUAUACUUGGCUGAACAGCGACUGGGAUUCGGCAAAAUUGUUUUUAUUUCCUGCCUGAUUUAUGGUGUUGGAUGUUUUAUCAUGUAUGCAGCUCAUCAAAUAUCUGCAUUGUUUGUUUUCGGCAUGGGCAUUGUGGUCGGCGUAGCCGCUGGCGGGAAUUCUUUUCCUACUAUUCUCGCGUCCAUUGGCCGGCAUUUUCCGCCUCACAGCAAACAACAAAGUAUGGCUUUUGGUAUCGUGUCAAGUUUUGGCAGCUUUGGUCAAUGUACAUUUCUCCCCAUCACUCGAGCAAUGCUCCAGUAUAUUGGAUGGCGCUGGUCGGCCCUUAUCAUGGGAUUUAUCAUGAUUGGUAUUUCACCGUGUGCUUACUUUAUCAGAUCAACCGCCCAGGUAUUUGCAGCAGCAUCCGCUCACGAUAUCGAAUCCACCUCGACUCUCGGAAAAGACAAGGCAAAAACGGAAGAAUCUGGAAAUGAAAAGAACGUCAGUUGCUCAAAUGAUGUCAACCUGUCCGGCGAGCCACCUGCCAAUGACGAGGACGACGAAACCAUCACCAAAGUCCUCAAGAAACUAUUUACGUCGCCGACGUUUUACUUCAUUACGCUUGCUUUCUCAGCAUGUGGUUUUCACAUCACCUUUUUAAUCACGCAUUUUCCGGCCUAUUUACAAGAUCAAGGAUACAGUCCUGAUAUUGCGGCUUGGGCUAUAUCAAUCAUUGGUCUUUGUUCCAUGAUAGGCAGUGUCGUCAUGGGGUACCUGUGCGCUUACAUCAAACCAAAGUACCUGUUGUUCUUUGUCUUUUUCGUUCGCGCAAUCAUGUUUGUGGUCAUUACGUGGGCCCCAACCUCGGUGGCAAUUGUUUUCACAUUUUCCACCAUUUUUGGCUUACUUUGGCUCUGCACGGUGCCAUUAACGACCAGGUCCUUGGGCACGGCGUUCGGGUACAAAUAUAUUGGCACCUUGUCGUCCAUUAUUUUCGUCGGACACCAGAUCGCGGCGUUUCUUGGUGCAUACAUUGGCGGUGUGGUGUAUGAUGCGGUGCAUACCUAUACGCCCAUGUGGUACGUUAGUUUGGCAUUAUCGUUUGUCGGCAUGGCCGCAAGUCUGUUGGCCCAAGAGUAAAAACACAUGGCGCCGAGAAUUCACAGUGUGUGGGGUUACAUAAAACUGUGAUUUCUUUUCUUCCAUUCCGCAUAGAAAUAGGAAGCAUAUUGGUUCCAGUGCCCCAGGUUUCAGUAUCUAUUUGUGUCGGUUUUAUAUAGAAUGAGGAUUUAUCAAAAGAUAACUCUAAUUGAAGCAUGGCCUUGAAAUAAAUGAAGCAUUAAAA
Messenger RNA from Radiomyces spectabilis, 1589 nucleotides. RefSeq names its product major facilitator superfamily domain-containing protein. The record is from RefSeq and is a predicted model, not a curated record. Gene Ontology annotation, biological process: transmembrane transport. Bases 53 to 1384 code for a protein of 443 amino acids. The transcript has 5 exons. Gene Ontology annotation, molecular function: transmembrane transporter activity. Lineage: Eukaryota; Fungi; Mucoromycota; Mucoromycetes; Mucorales; Radiomycetaceae.